Molecule: messenger RNA, 1075 nt
Organism: Plodia interpunctella (Indianmeal moth)
Lineage: Eukaryota; Metazoa; Arthropoda; Insecta; Lepidoptera; Pyralidae
Exons: 5
Coding region: 158-793 (211 amino acids)
Biological process (GO): transcription by RNA polymerase II
Cellular component (GO): nucleus
Molecular function (GO): transcription coactivator activity
Source: RefSeq, a predicted model, not a curated record
GAUAUUCGACUCUUGUAGGAAAAUUUUCAAUCAAAACACAAAAAAUUUCAACAUAGGUACCUACCUAGGUAUAAAUUUAAUUAAUUUACCUAUACUGCAAUCUAAUAAAUAAAAAUAAAUAACAGUACCUAUUACAAGAAUAUUACAAUAUACAAAGAUGCCUAAGAAAUUCGCUGGUGAAAACAGCAAGGCGGUUGCCGCGCGGCAACGCAAGGAAGACCAAAAGCAGGAGAAAGAGCAAAAGCUGAAGAAAAUGAUAGAAGACGCACAGUGGGAAGAUAAUGAUGACAAACUUAAAAAGAAACAGCAGAAAAAGGAAGAUCAAGAGAGGAAACGUCAAGAACAGCUCCAAAAGAAAGCAGAGGCUAAGGCCUUGUUAGAGAAGGAAAUGGAGUCAAUAAAGGCGCCCACAAAGACUGCUCCGCCACCGCCUAAAAUCACCAGAGCACAAAUUUCUCUCAUGAAGGAGAAGACUAUCAAACCUGAGCCAGUGAAGCCAGUGCCCUCCCGAGUUGUUGUGGAACAACCACCUCUAGAAGAGAAUCUCAAUAGGAUACACUUGGAUGGCGAAGUGGCACAGUCUGUGGAUGAGGCUAUUUCCAUUCUUAGUGACAAAAACGAAGUUGAUAGGCACCCUGAAAAGCGGUUGAAAGCAGCCUACACAGCAUUCGAGGAAGCCAACCUCCCUAUAUUGAAGGCUGAAAACCCAUCACUCAGGCUGUCCCAACUGAAACAGAUGCUCAGGAAAGAGUGGCUUAAAUCCCCACAGAAUCCUGUCAACCAAAAAGUUUGAAUCUAUUGAAUGGUGGCAGUCUCUGGAUAGACUUUCGAUUGCUUUGAAUGUAGUUUAUAAAUACUAAAUUAACUUGAAUUUUGGUAUUCAUUGCUCUAUCUGCCUGGACCUAUCAAAUGUGUAGUUAAUAAAACUGUGUAAACUACAUUUAAAGUUAUCUGGCAAAGUAGAAUUUGUAAUUUGUCAAGUGUAAGGAGUGUCUUUAGGAAUAUUUGUUCUUAAAUUAUAUGCUUUGUGAUGAUGUAAUAUGAAGUUAAAAUGUAAAUAAAAAUGUAAAAUUUA